Molecule: messenger RNA, 792 nt
Organism: Chaetomium strumarium
Lineage: Eukaryota; Fungi; Ascomycota; Sordariomycetes; Sordariales; Chaetomiaceae
Product: Asp/Glu/hydantoin racemase
Exons: 2
Coding region: 1-792 (263 amino acids)
Source: RefSeq, a predicted model, not a curated record
AUGUCCACCGAUUUCGUCAAAGGGUGCACAAGAAUCCUGGUUCUCAAUCCAAACUCGUCCUACCAGAUGACAAUGGGACUGGCGCGGGCUAUCAAGGACAUGGAGCUAUCCCAAUCCGUCGCAAUUCAUACAUACACCGCUCCUAGUGAAAGCCCACUGAGCAUCAACGACAGUGCCGACCUCGAGAAAAGUACCGAUGUGGUCCUUCAUGACUUGAGAACUACGUCAUUGCUUGGGGGGUUCGACGCAGUGUUGGUAGCUUGCUUCAGCGUCCAUCCAUUAGUCUCGGUGCUACAGAUGAACUAUCGGUUUCCCGCGGACAUCAGCGUGACAGGCAUAUUCGAGGCCAGCAUCUUGACGUGCCUUUCGCUGCUGCAGCCGGGGGAGCAGUGGGGAAUUGUGACGACGGGGAAAUUCUGGGAAGAGCAUCUGACACGGGGCGUAAACACCUUUUUGGGCGUACAACCUGGGUCAGCCAAUGCCAAGUUUGCCGGAGUCGAAUCAACCGGUCUGAACGCUAGCGACUUCCACGGCGGCGUCGAGCCCGACAUUAUUCGUGAGAAAAUGGGGCAGGCCACUAGGAGGCUUCUGAGAAAAGGGAACAUAAGUUGUGUCGUGAUGGGCUGCGCGGGUAUGGCCGGAUUGGAGGAUAUCAUCCGUUCGGCGGCAUCUGAGGAGUAUGAUGUACCACGAGCCUGCGAGCUCCGCAUCGUUGACGGAGUAAGGGCUGGGAUCGGCUUGUUAGAGCAAAUGACCCGCAACAAGCGAGCUUUCAAACAAAAGAAUGAUUAA